AUGAGACGCACCACGCCACGCUCGUCGGACAACUCACCGCCGCCGGCGAAAAAUCCAAAGAUUGUUGCUGCUGACAACGCGCAAGAGGAGACUCCGAAAGCGGAGGCUGAAAUUGAAAUAUUGUCGACGAAAGUGAACGGCAAGCUUGUCGAAACCGAUAAUGAACUUCUCGAUGCCAUCGCCGAGCAGUUGAAGAAACGCCAGGUCGAAUUGGCGAUGAAAGCCAAAGAAAAGAAAUCGAAAGAGUCACUGGAUGAUGAGGAGCAGUCGAACGAAUCGGAUGUGAUUCCGAUCGAAAGCGAAGAACGAUCCUCAGAGAACAAGGACGACGAUGAAGGUACCAGUUGA
Molecule: messenger RNA, 348 nt
Organism: Caenorhabditis bovis
Lineage: Eukaryota; Metazoa; Nematoda; Chromadorea; Rhabditida; Rhabditidae
Source: the annotation of a GenBank genome assembly